This is a messenger RNA of Penicillium salamii, 1122 nucleotides long. NCBI's taxonomy places the organism in Eukaryota, Fungi, Ascomycota, Eurotiomycetes, Eurotiales, Aspergillaceae. The record is from the annotation of a GenBank genome assembly.
AUGGCCACUUUUGAAUGCUCUUUCGCUGGCUGCAAUGCCAGUUAUCAACGCAAAGAGCAUCUGCGGCGCCACGAAUUAAAGCACUGCCAACACCAAGCAUUCCCAUGCUCAAAUUGUGAUCGCGAAUUCGCGCGCAGUGAUACACUUCGACGUCAUGUUUGGCAGCAUCACAAGAUAAAGGAGCCCUCCGCGCGAGCCCGGCAGGCCUGUGAAGGUUGUCGAGCAACUAAAUCGCGCUGUCAAGGGGGCUUGCCAUGCAACGAGUGUAUUCGCCGCAGUAUUGAAUGCAAUUUCAGAGAUCAAAACGAAGAAGAUAAAGAAACUAGUGUACCAUUGGACCCGACACUGCUCUCCGAAAAGAGAGACCAUUAUAUCCAGCUUUACUUCGAGAAAUUCCAUCCCAAAUGGCCAUUCGUCCACAGGGGGAGUUUUGAUGUUCACCACGAAACACCACUUCUUGUACAGUCGAUGGUGGUUCUUGGGAUGUGGACUAGUGACGAAGAGACGACACGAAGGGCCGCAGUGGACAUUCAUAAUAAUCUCGACUUGGCCAUUUGCCAACAAAAGGAAAAAUGGGACGCAUCUGAAGCAGAAGAGGCUUGCAGUGACUGUCAUUGGCCAUUGCCAACUUACCAAGCCAUCCUGUUGCAUAUCAUAUUCUCAAUACUGCAUACCAAUGCAGGUACUCUCGAUAUGGACCUGCGGUUUACUGUCCCAACUCCGAAACUCGAAUUGUUGGCUAGUCUGGUGCGAAGCUGUCAAAGACUAGGCAUGUUUUAUUAUCCAAAUAUGCUUUCACGACAUCGAGAAAUUGGUGUUUCGGAUUUUAUCUGGGUGAGCAUUGAAGAGAUUAAACAAUUCAAUCUUGCGUUGUUCAAGGUCUGUGGGAAAGUGACUGUCAUUAAUGCCAGAGAUAAUGAAGAGGGUGUUGGCACUGUGUCUAUGUUCCCCGCUGAGGAAUUACAGUUUCCAAUGCCGACGAAUUGCUUCUUGUGGCAUGCUGUUACUCAGGAUCAGUGGGUAUCGAGCUUCGAAGGGACUGUUGUUGAUCUGGAUGACUUGUCACAGGAUACCUGGAUCUCGAAUUGUGCUGGGCUAUUAAAUUUUAUGUUUGGAUAUUGA